GCUCAACUGGGAAAAUCACUGGCGUCACUGCUCAUUGCUCAUCUCUGACUCUGAGCAAAACCAAUGGAAACAGGUAAGGAGGCGGGUACCGGUAUCGCCUCCGACGGCAAGUCUUCUGCUGUGAAAGGCGGAAAGACGGUGGAAGAAUGCCAAGGCAUGAUCCAAAAGAGCCUUAGAACUCCAAUGGUGAAGUUUUUGAGGGAGCAUAUGGAGAAAGCUGGUUGCGGCGUUGGUGAGAAAUUCUUUAAGGCUAUACACUGCGAUCAGAGCGUCGGUGGCGGUUAUGUUCCCGGCGAAGGGGUAGUUGUAUGUAGCAACCACAUGAACAUUCAAGAUGAGGUAAACCAAGUGGUCAUCCACGCACUCAUUCAUGCAUAUGAUGACUGUCGUGCAAAUAUAGACUGGACUGAUUGCGCCCAUCUUGCUUGCAGUAAGAUUAGAGCAAACCAUCUGAGCGGUGAUUGUCAUUACAAGAGGGAGUUCCUUCGAGGCAACUUAAAGAUAAGGGGUCAUGAACAAGAGUGUGUGAAGCGACGAGUGAUAAAGGAACUGACUCCUCACUUCUCGGAAACUGCUGCCAGAGAUGCCAUGGAAGCUGUCUGGGAGACAUGCUACAACGAUACUAAGCCCUUCGACAGAGCUCCUUAAAGGCGCAGUACUUGCAGAAUCGAAGGGGCAUUUUUUGUAAGCUGGUGAAGAAUGGAGAGCAUCAAUAUUCAAUACACAAAAUUGCAUUCUUUUUUUUCAUUCCAUUUUCUCUUGUGUCUAACUUAUCACAUGAAUUUGUAUUGCGGAGUAGUAUUUUUCUUUAGGUAAUUGCUAACCAGCUCAAACUGAGAAGGCCAAUAGUUAUCGAGCCAAUUGUCUGGCCAGACUGGUUUGAACUUAGAGCACAGUGGUUACCGAGCCAAUUGUGUGAUCAACCGAGCUCAUACUUUUAUUUACUAUGUGUACAAUAAGAAAUGUAACUCUUUUUGGAGCUCAA
This is a messenger RNA of Ipomoea triloba (trilobed morning glory), 985 nucleotides long. RefSeq names its product mitochondrial inner membrane protease ATP23 homolog. The coding region runs from base 64 to 648 and encodes 194 amino acids. Gene Ontology annotation, cellular component: extrinsic component of mitochondrial inner membrane. Gene Ontology annotation, biological process: mitochondrial proton-transporting ATP synthase complex assembly; mitochondrial protein processing. Gene Ontology annotation, molecular function: metalloendopeptidase activity. The transcript has 5 exons. NCBI's taxonomy places the organism in Eukaryota, Viridiplantae, Streptophyta, Magnoliopsida, Solanales, Convolvulaceae. The record is from RefSeq and is a predicted model, not a curated record.